Acanthopagrus latus (yellowfin seabream) is the source of this 5354-nucleotide messenger RNA. RefSeq names its product G protein-coupled receptor 139 (gene gpr139). The transcript is spliced from 2 exons. The record is from RefSeq and is a predicted model, not a curated record. NCBI's taxonomy places the organism in Eukaryota, Metazoa, Chordata, Actinopteri, Spariformes, Sparidae. The coding region runs from base 157 to 1305 and encodes 382 amino acids. Gene Ontology annotation, cellular component: membrane. Gene Ontology annotation, molecular function: G protein-coupled receptor activity. Gene Ontology annotation, biological process: G protein-coupled receptor signaling pathway.
CUCAACCUCGCCAUCUCACGCGUGCACACACACUCAUGCUGAUUGGCAACCAAGGACGGAGCACCCUCUCUCCCGAACCGGCAACCAGGCGGUUUGCUCGCGCACCCGGGCUUCUUGACACUGAGUUCAGCUGAGGAAGAGGACAAGGAAGAGACCAUGGAGCACAGCCACAUCUUCCCUGUUUUUUCCCCAAACGGGAGCACCUGGAGCUCGGGGGAGCAUCCCUCUGAGGUUGCCCAGGGAUGCCCUCUGGGACCGCUGCCCGUCAUCUACUACAGCGUCCUGCUCUGUCUCGGCCUGCCGGCUAACAUCCUGACGGUGGUCAUCCUGUCCCAGCUGGUGCUGCGUCGUCAGAAGUCCUCCUACAACUAUCUCCUGGCUCUGGCCGCCGCCGACAUCCUCGUCCUGCUCCUCAUCGUCUUCGUCGACUUCAUACUGGAGGAUUUCAUUUUGGCCGCGCCGCUGCCUCCGUCGCUCAACAAUGCGGUGCAGGUUCUGGAGUUCUCCUCCAUCCACACCUCCAUCUGGAUCACCGUGCCGCUCACCAUCGACCGCUACAUCGCUGUUUGCCACCCGCUGCGCUACCACACGGUGUCCUACCCGGCCCGCACACGGAGGGUGAUAUUUGCCGUGUAUAUCGGGUGCUUGCUCUCUGCAGCUCCGUAUUAUUGGUGGCCGGAGCUGUGGCACAGCCUGCAUGGGGUGGCCAGUGGUGGUGGAGGAGAAGGAGGAGGUGGAGGAGGAGAGGGCAACAGGAGAACCGUGGCCCAGCAUGUCCUGGUGUGGGCUCACUGUGCCACUGUCUAUCUCCUCCCCUGCACUGUCUUCUUCUCCCUGAAUGCCGUCAUCGUCCGCAAGCUGCGCAGGCGCCGCAGCUGCUUCCGUCUGCGUGGCUACUCCACCGGCAAGACCACCGCCAUCCUCCUCGCCAUCACCUCCAUUUUUGCCGUUCUGUGGGCGCCACGCACCCUCAUGAUCCUCUACCACUUCUACUCCCCUCCCCCCGCCUCGCGAGGCGCCGGCCGACUCCUCCACAUGCUCACCGAUCUGGCGAACAUGCUAGCGUUGCUCAACACCGGCGUCAACUUCUUCCUCUACUGCUUCAUCAGCAAGCGUUUCCGGGGCAUGGCAGCCAACGUGCUGCGAGCCCUGGUCCACUGCAGGAAGCAGCCGCCGCCGUUCUACGCCAGCCACAACUUUUCCAUCACGAGCAGCCCCUGGAUCUCACCAGCCAACUCCCACUGCAUCAAGAUGCUGGUGUACCAGUACGACAAAAACGGGAAGCCCAUCUGUAUUUCCUCAUGAGUCCUCCGCCACCAGCAGUCAAUCGUUUGGGGACAUAUUUGGGCUCCGUCUCCUGGGUGACCAGCUUUUCCCACACGAGACUCUUUGAGGCUUGAAAAUGUCAACACGCCCGGAGAGCCCGGAGGUGAAGGUUUAGCUAGCUUUGAGCGAUAACAAAGUGGAAAAGCAAACAGCGGGUAUUCACAGUAUUCACAUAAGCAUCAAAUAGAUGUUGAUUGUUUCCUCCAUGCAAAAAAAAAAACCUAGUGUAAAUGACUGGACUGACGCUCGAGUGAGAGACUCCACGCUCACAGGCCGAUGAGGGGGAUGUGGAAACCAUCCAUCACUGACUUUUAUGAGCCGCAGUUUGUAACUGAAGCAUAAAUGGACAACUAGAUGAAUCCUGGGUGAGGCGUCAAACACGUGGUGACAUUGGUUUUUCUCUUCGCCGCCGGCUGAACAGCUGCAUCCUUUGGUCCACUGGGAGUCAUUUCCAGGAAGAGUCUGGGCACUAAACAUCUCACCUGGAGGGGCAAUUCACUCAGGCAGAGCCACCGACGGUGCGUCCACUGCCCGCAGUCUGUCUCUUAAGCAAUGUAAAACAGCGCUGUCGUUUCCAAUUUAAUAUGCAGAGGAGUCCAGCAGGCAUGUUCAUUUUGGGCUUGUAUAAAACAAAACAGCCCCUUCAAGACUUUUUCCUCGUACGUGAGCUCAUCCUCGCAGCGCGACACAGAUUGUCGUAGGACGAGUAGACACUCUGCUUAUCGUUGGUUGAAUAUUUAUUAAUGGUAGACUUGACUGUUAUUGUAGCUUCGCAAAAAUACAAGACAAAAAAAUGACUUUGGGAACCUCAACGCCAAGUUAUCACUAAUCUAGUAAUCAUAUCUCUAUUAUUAGGUAGAGGAAAUUUCUGCUAUUAGUAGAUAGUCCUCUAUUAACUAUUGAUGAUCUUUGAUGACUUACUGUUAGCCAUUAUCUGGAUGAAUAUAAUGAAUGUAACAUCUCUUUAACCCUUUAUCUUUCUGAGAGAAUGAGAAAAAGACAGAAAGAGAGAGAGAGAGACAGAGAUGACAGAAAAAUGUGCCCUUCUUCCCAUCAGUUUGUUUUCCCUCGUCCAAGGUUUUCUGUCCCAUAAUGCAGCAGUGAAUCUGGCCUGAGGGCCACGGUGACACAUUUCAGCUCUGCUCAUUCUGCCGCUGGCUGAUGGCCGCUCAGUAACAUUUUACACCAGCACACAGUCACGUACAUCAGCUCUGUCUCGGUGCUGCCCGAGUCCUGCCCGGUAACAAACCAUAAAUGUGAACACACACACCCACACAUAGCACACACACACACACACACACAGUGAGCACAUUGAGAUCAAUGCACAUCCAUUCUGCAGACACCUUGGGGCAUUAUCAGUGUUCAUCUAUCUAGUGAGAAUGGAGCUGAGCCAAAGGGCAGAAUUCUGCUAAUACCUGCCCGGAGUGAUCAGACACACCGGGGCUCCUUUGUAAUGGAUACGACUUUAAAUCUGAUGAAUGUGAGGCAUGUCCGUCACAGCUGAUAAAGUCGUGCCCUCCAAACUCUUGUUCGACACUCAAGCGCUCGAGACACUUCAGGGUGUGUUCGCUCUUUCUCUCACUAUAGCAAGUAUUACAGUAAAAACUACCGCCUGCAGCUGGAAAGCAGUACAUGGGUUUUUUGCGGUAAUUUUCGUGUCCUUUCACCGACCAACUCCUUUGGCAUCUUUUGGCAUGUGUUUAUCUUAGUUUUCUGGCUAAUUUGGGGUCAAUAAGAAUGUUGCAACAUACAAGUGUUGUUUUAACCUUAUGCUGACCUACAUUGAAUUUGCUUGAUACUGAUUAUUUCAGGAAGUGAUUGAUUAUCUUCACACUGUGGCAGCAGGGGAGACCAAUGUCAAUACUGAAAAACCUGUUGAGCUAUUUGGAUACAGUUUUGAUAUUGGUAACGUGUACCUGUGUCCUACUUGUUAAAGGACAAGUUCACCCAAAAAAAAGAACUAGUUGUCAAUAUCGUCUCACCCCCAUGCCAAUGUAAAGUUUCGUAGACCACAAAACGUUUCCGGAGCUUCACAGCAAAACUGUACUCUCCUGAUCAACCAAAGUAGAUGGGGACUUGUUCUCAAAUAUAAAAAACACACACCUCAAAAAACAUAGCAUGGUUUCAUACAGCUCUUCUGGUGCAAUCCAAGUGUCCCGAAUCUCUCAAGAUCCGAAAUUGAUUUGAAAAGAUGUUAAUUACGCCCUCGACACACGGUUGAGCUUGUGCACCCACAUCACACGAGAUGCCUGCUGACAUUCUCAGCUCCUUUUUACGGUACAAAAAAAACAUCCCUAUCCAUUUCAGUGGUUUAGGAAAAAGCUUCACCAGGAUCAAAAAGGGAGAUAGAUCUACUACACUUCAAGCACCCAAGUUUUUACAGUUUAAAAAGCCAGUGCCACAUGUUGGCACAGAUUCUAACUGUUGGUUUAUGUUGUAGUCUUUUCAAUUUAUUUUCCCAUCAGAGAUUUUCUUUAACUGGACUAAACCCUAAUUCUCCAAUUGCCAAACUAUUUCUUAUUCACCUCCGUUUGUGCACUCAGACCAGCCUCCGCUCUGCUUUAAUUCCAAUUCCUUUGUUCCUCCACAAAUUGAUUUUCUUCAGAGCUGCGAAGCGAACAAGCGACCACAGCCUGCCACUCGCUCCUCGCCUCCUUCACUCGCUUCUCUUCCCACUCGUCCCCCUUUUCCUUCCACUUUAUGUCAAACGCACUCGCUCCGAGUUAAUUUCACAAGAGUCCCUUUUUGUAUUCGUUAACUGAUUACCUUGAAGUACUUUCUGCUCCGUGUGCAUACUGAGCAUACCGCGCCACCGUUUCUCAUCAGAAAAUUGACCCAGGCAGUCGGGGACCUUGAGUUGCAGCUGGUGGAUGGUUAUGUGAUGGAGCUACGGCCGAAAGGUCGAUAACCAGGAAUCACUCAGCGAACUCCUUGACUCCCAGUCCAUUAAAGUCGCGCUCUCAGCAGGACGUAACAUUUCAUUUAGUGUAAAGGAAAUAACAUAUGUUCUUCAACUAUAAUCAAUAGAGCCUAAUGAUAAGUGUGUGAUCAUUAAGAAACUGAGCUCAUGAAAAAAAAAAUAUAUAUAUAUAUUUGGGCUUCAGCCUGAGGAGCUCAUGCCGGAUCAAUGUUGCCAUGACAUUAAUUCCACGUGUUAACCCCAUCCAGCGAGUUUCGGCUAUGUUAAUGUGACAUUUGUGCGAGAGCCAGCGCCUCGUUCCCGAGGCCUCCAGGGAAAGAAUCGGGCAUGCUGGGAAACCAAAGUGAAAAGGGGGAUGAGCAGGGGGCUCGGAAGAGUGUCACGUGCAGGUGUCGCCUCGUCUCCCACGUGAGGAACUCACUCAGGAGCAGGUGGGAGGGUGUGUGUGUGUGUGUGUGUGUGUGUGUGUGUGAGGUGGGGGAGGUGAUGGCAAGAAAUCUUAUGAGAAAAAAAUAAAGCCCAGGAUCUGUAUUUUCUUCAGCCAGAUAUUAAAAAGAUAACCACACAUAAAUCAAUCAAUAAGAUUAUAUUUCCUCUCUCGCACGUCCUCUCCGUCCCUCUCUCUACCUGAGUAGCUCUACAGUGUGUGUGUGCGUGUGUGCGUGCGUGUGUGUACAUAAUGUCUGUGUUAGACAGAGAGAAGCUUUAAAAAAAAAAGUAUUUGUGCCAUAGGACCUGUAAUGUAUGAAAAUCAAAUAUGUAUUUAUACUCAAUCAUGACAACUAUAAUUAAAUACAGCACAGUAUAAAAAUGAUAUAUUCAUGAAUGUAGAACCGACGCUUCUGGCAUCUUUGUUGGUAUUUUUCUGAUUGUGAUUUUCUACACGAUGACCUUUUUUGACUAGUCUUUUACCUUUUUCUCCAUGGCAGUGUUUCAAAACUGUGGUUUUUUCGAUCGUACUGGAGUGAUUAUAGGCUUGCGUAAUUCGGUUUUGUUUUUCUCCUCCUAUUGAAUGUAAUGACUGUAUACUGAGUAUGUAUUACCGUGCUGUGAGAAAGUAUGCAGAAAAGUAUUGGCUGAUAUCAAUAUUUUUGAUUAAAGAAAUAAA